AUGCCCAAGACCAGGUCGGGGUGCCUCACUUGUCGAAUAAGACGAGUCAAAUGCGACGAGGCACGGCCGGCUUGUCAAAAAUGUACAUCGACACGCCGUAACAUGCGAGGGCACCAUGCCUCCGCCGGAUUCCACAUCCGAAGUGGUGCGAAGCUACUGCGCGAAACCGUUUACGACCACCAGAAUGGCGUAUUUCAACAUAAAGCUCUUGGGAAAACGAAUGAUUUGGAUUCCUACGCUCCGCUGGAGGUUCUUGCUGGAAUCUUUGCAGGACUGGAUCCACAAGUCACAAUGCUUUACCAGAGGUACUUUCCAGGAAACGGGUACCACGACGCCCAUUUCUCAUUUUCGAGGAUCGAAGAGGCCAAGAGCAUCUUUGAUUAUGGUUAUUGUCUGUUCGCCAGCAGUCUCGCCUCCCAACUACCAUGCGACCCUGAGCAAUUCUCUGCCGCCAUUGAAGCCCGCAUGGCUGUGCUCCAACUUCACCUGCUGAACACCUAUGUCUCGUUCCAUCUCGAGCAUCUACCUCCACCUUACUGGUCACGUUGGGAUAUAUUCAUACCGCAGAUGCAGGAAAUGGUCCUGCUUGGCGAAAAGAUCGUCUCUUCCACCCGCCCUGAAAAUAAUCUGGGAGGGCAUACAACGUCCUUCUGCUUAGACAUGGGCUUUAUCAUCCCACUUUACACCGUGGCCAGUCAGUGCCGAGACCAGAUAGUCUGUCGCAGAGCGAUUGCCCUUCUUCGUUCUACAUCACGGCAAGAAGGUCUUUGGAAUAGCCUGCUGGUUGCAAAGGCUGCUGAGAGGAUAAUGGAAAUUGAAGAGAGCGGAUGGGAAGAAAUAAAGCCUUGUACCGAUGACGCGAAUCGGUCGGGCGUGUUGAGCGCCGCUAAACCGAUCUUGCGCCUCGAUGAAAGAGGAAUGCGGUUGCAGUAUAGUCGACAGGGACAAGGGAAUAAUGCUCAGACGACUGCCGUUGAGGAGUUGGGCAGUUGGGCAGGCAUAUAGGUCUCUGCGAUGUACAAAGGAGG
Molecule: messenger RNA, 1028 nt
Organism: Pseudomassariella vexata
Lineage: Eukaryota; Fungi; Ascomycota; Sordariomycetes; Amphisphaeriales; Pseudomassariaceae
Exons: 6
Coding region: 1-1005 (334 amino acids)
Biological process (GO): regulation of DNA-templated transcription
Molecular function (GO): DNA-binding transcription factor activity, RNA polymerase II-specific; zinc ion binding
Source: RefSeq, a predicted model, not a curated record